AUGAUGCGACUGCGAGGUCCAGUUUGCAGUUGCUGCAAAGCGAGACCGUAUUUUGGAAUGCCGGGAGAUGCGCGGCCCUCUUGCUGUGCGAACUGCAAGACGGCUGACAUGGUGGACAUCAAAAAUCGCAAGUGUACAUGUGGCAAAACGCAGCCUUUUUAUGGAGUGCCUGGAGAUACACAGCCCUCUUGCUGUGCCAAGUGCAAGACAGCUGACAUGGUGGACAUCAGGAGUCGCAAAUGCACAUGUGGCAAAAGGCAGCCAUUUUUUGGACUGCUGGGAGAUGCACGCCCCUCUUGCUGUGCCAAGUGUAAAACGGCAGACAUGGUGGCGAUUGGCAAACGCGCAUGCAAAUGCGGAAAAACAUGGGCAGCUUUUGGCCUGCCCGGAGAUGCACGCGCUUCUUGCUGUGCUGCGUGCAAGACAGCAUAUAUGAUGGACAUUGUGAGUCCUAAGUGCUCCGUGUGUGGCAAGCAUGCUGUCUUUCCAGAUGCAUUUGGCAAACCACGGCAGCUUUGCGCGGUGCAUUCUGCGGAGGUUGGCGCGCACCUGCUGUCUUCUCCGCGGUACUCGCGUGUGUCGAACGACUGCUUGGAUGCGUUGGAAGAAGAAACUGGCCACGAGUUUCCCUUCCGCUACCGAUUGGAUAAGACAACGGGGACAUGGUCUGGCAGCGAGUUUGCGGGGCUGAUUCCUGGCCGGGCGCUGCAGCCUGAUGCAUACAACCCGCGGCGGCGUGAAGUCGUGGAGUUCUUGGGGAAUUACUACCAUGGCUUCCCACCAGAUCACCCGCAGCACAGCAGCUUCGUGUGUGUGGGCGGCCGGCCUGCUUUGGAGCUCUACCAGGAGACCAUGACACGCCUGGAUUUGUUCGUGGCGGCGGGGCUGCGGGUCUCUUACGUCUGGGAGCAUGAGUUUACGGAGUGGCAGAAGGCUGCCGCAGUCAGCACAGCCCUGCCGAUCUCCAGCAUCCUUCGUCCACACAAUCGCACAUGGCCCAGAUAG
Effrenium voratum is the source of this 1005-nucleotide messenger RNA. The record is from the annotation of a GenBank genome assembly. NCBI's taxonomy places the organism in Eukaryota, Dinophyceae, Suessiales, Symbiodiniaceae.